UUGUAAGAAAAUGGCAGACAAGCCGGACAUGGGGGAAAUCGCCAGCUUCGAUAAGGCCAAGCUGAAGAAAACCGAGAUGCAGGAGAAGAACACCCUGCCUACCAAAGAGACCAUUGAACAGAAAAAGAGGAGUGGAAUCUCCUAA
This is a messenger RNA of Rattus rattus (black rat), 145 nucleotides long. RefSeq names its product thymosin beta-10-like. Gene Ontology annotation, molecular function: actin monomer binding. Gene Ontology annotation, cellular component: cytoplasm. Gene Ontology annotation, biological process: actin filament organization; regulation of cell migration. The transcript has a single exon. The coding region runs from base 11 to 145 and encodes 44 amino acids. NCBI's taxonomy places the organism in Eukaryota, Metazoa, Chordata, Mammalia, Rodentia, Muridae. The record is from RefSeq and is a predicted model, not a curated record.